This is a messenger RNA of Letharia columbiana, 1779 nucleotides long. RefSeq lists its product as uncharacterized. The transcript is spliced from 7 exons. The coding region runs from base 1 to 1779 and encodes 592 amino acids. The record is from RefSeq and is a predicted model, not a curated record. Gene Ontology annotation, molecular function: RNA helicase activity; ATP binding; RNA binding. Gene Ontology annotation, cellular component: nucleus. NCBI's taxonomy places the organism in Eukaryota, Fungi, Ascomycota, Lecanoromycetes, Lecanorales, Parmeliaceae.
AUGUCUGCCAACGGUGACGACCACGCUCUUUCCGACGUGACCAACAAGGUUGCCAAGGUCCAGGUCAGUGAGGUGGCACUCGAGCGUGUCAAACAAGCGGAUUGGGUCCCCACCCAGGGAUUCGACUACGGAAAGUAUAAUAAGGGACCUCAUGAUAAGACCGCUCCAGCUUCGGGGCCAGAUCAGCCGCAAGGAGACGCUUCAGGUUGGGCUAGUGAUGCAGUCAGAUACGAAUGGGACGAAGACUAUGGGGAUGUCGGCCCAGAACACAAAGGACUGGAGGACAUACUGUUCGGCAAUGAAAACAAGAUGGUGCGAGGCGAAGAGUUCUCCACGCUUACCGAGAUCGCUGUCACCUUCGAGAGUCAGACAAAGAUCAAGCCAGUUGCCAAGUUUGAAGAUGCCGGCCUUCAUCCCUUGAUGCUCGCAAAUGUUAAGCUCUGCGGCUACGAGGUUCCAACUCCAAUUCAAGCUUACUGUCUCCCCUCGGUCCUGAAAGGCAUCGAUAUCAUUGGCGUUGCUCAGACUGGAUCCGGAAAAACAGCUGCAUUCCUGAUCCCUACCCUGUCCAAGCUUAUGGGUAAGGCCAAGAAGUUGGCUGCUCCACGUCCAAACCUCACGAAACCAUGGACUCGUGAAGACGGGGUUCGUGCUGAACCUUUGAUUCUUAUUGUUGCUCCUACUCGUGAGCUAGCAACUCAGAUCUUUGAUGAAGCCCGUCGCCUUUGUUACCGAUCUAUGCUUCGUCCUUGCGUCAUCUAUGGUGGUGCUCCGACUGGAGAGCAGAUGGAUGAACUCAGAAAGGGCUGCGAUGUGUUAGUUGCUACUCCCGGACGUCUCAUGGACUUCAUGAGCCGUGGACACCUUCUAUCACUCAGCCGCGUCAAAUAUACUAUUAUCGAUGAGGCUGACGAGAUGGUGUCUCCUGACUGGGUCGAUGAAAUGCGGGCUGUGAUGGGAGGCGCAGAUUCUAAUGCCGAUGAUGAUCAUGUCUAUAUGAUGUUCUCUGCCACGUUCCCCAAGGAAGCUCGCGCUGUUGCCAAAGAGUACAUGUCAAAGGAUCACAUCCGCAUCCGCGUCGGUCGCGCCGGCUCUUCACACAUGAACGUCGUCCAGAAGGUCCUUUUCGUCGACGAGCCUAAGAAGCGCGAGUGUCUCUUUGAUCUCUUGCUGUCAGUGCCUCCUGCUCGUACUAUUGUCUUCGUGAACAACAAAAAGGCAGCGGAUUUUCUAGAUGACUUCCUCUACAACCGUGGGCUUCCAAGCACAUCCAUACACUCAGACCGCACCCAGCGUGAGCGCGAAGACGCAAUUCGUGCUUUCAGAUCAGGCAAAGCUCCUCUGCUUGUUGCCACUGGUGUAUCUGCUCGCGGACUCGACAUCAAGAACGUGAUGCAUGUCAUCAAUUACGACUUACCCAAUUCUGACUAUGGCGGCAUUCACGAAUAUGUCCACCGCAUCGGGCGAACUGCUCGUAUCGGCAAUAUCGGCAUGGCGACAUCUUUCUACAAUGACAAGAACGAGGACAUAGCCGACGCUUUGACCAAGCUGCUCAUUGAAACCCAUCAGGUCGUGCCUGACUUCCUUGAGAGCUACAAGCCUGAAAAUGAGGAACAGCUGAAAUUCGAUGACGAUACUGAUGAUGAGGGCGACGACGCGGCUGGUGGUGACGCUUGGGGUGGGGCAGCGCAGACAAAUGGCGCGGCCAAUGGCGAUACCUCUGGUGAUGCUUGGGGUAGCGAAGCUCCUGCUACUGACACUAACAGUGGCUGGAAUUAG